GGAUCCACAGCCUAGAUCGCCAUAUUCCAGACGCUCAGUCGCGUCACGGACACGGUUGCGCGCGCGUGUGUUUGCUCGAUUAGCUGCUCCACACCGAUCGAAAGAGGCUCGAGAGAGGGUUCCCGUUUGGGCGAUUUUUAUCGACGACGCUUCCUCUUUUUGCUACAUAAAGACCUGCGACGACUUUAUGUAGCAGUCGAAAGGUGUUUACGGUGAGUCAACGAGGUGAUUGCUCGACGACUUUCUCGUAAGAAUUGUUGUAGCGUAAGCGCGUCUUCCGUCCUUGUGCCAAAAAUCAUGGUACCAAAGAGAUAUCAUCGCUACCUUCUCGACAUGAGUAACGAAGGUAACAAGGGACCGCCGAGCGCCAUAACGCUCGGCUUCUCGAUACUGACGCAUUUUCUACUCGUGGCUCCAGUAAUAUACAUCCUAGUAGUUGCCUUUAGGAACUACAGUUUCUUUUCUUGGCAUCCCAUUUGUAUGUCUGUUGGGGUCGGCCUUCUGAUCACCGAGGCUGUCUUCAGCGUUUCCGGUGAGGCGUACAUCUCUUGGAAGCUACCCAGGCGUAACAGAGUGACAAUUCACUGGAUUCUACACACGAUUGGCCUGACCUUACUCGGGAUUGGUUUUAUCAUCAUCAUCGUUAACAAAGUUAACAAUAACAAGUUCCAUUUCACCACGACUCACUCGCAGCUGGGCCUAACGACGAUCAUCCUGUCCGUCUUGGUCGCCGCUUUCGGAAUCCUGGCGAACAACACCGUCUGGAUAUAUCCACGCGUAAGGCCGAUACUCAUCAAGGUCGCUCACGCUUGCGGCGGCAUCGGUAUGACCAUUCUUUUGCUGGCUACUCUCAUCAACGGAACCUACUCCCAUUGGUGGCACCAUUCCGGUACCGAGACCGGAAGAGACUUGGUAUUCGCAUCGUUGUUCUUCGCCGGUGUCUUGAUUCUCGUGAAACCGAUACUCGGCGCCGUUUCGAGGUGCAGGGUCGUAUUCGGACCGCCCUCGAGCGAGUCGUAAGGCCUCGUCAACGAAGUCUGACUGAAGUCUGAAAGUUAAGAUCACACACGCGGUCGGGACGCGGUCGACGUGCGAGAGAGUUGUAGUCCAGAAGUAAAAUGCUUUUAAUCGGUCGAUUGACAAAAAAUUAAAUUGCCUUCGCAGUUAUUAAACUACGAUUAAGUUUUGCUUGAAGAACUAACGAUUACGAAAUUCAAUUUCGGCGAAUGGCUUGUUCUCGACGCAACUCUUGUAGAAUACCCAGCGGAGCGAGCGAAAAGCCAAAGAUCAUAGAAUUAAUGCCAGUAUUUGGAUGUUAUGCCUUACAUCGGCACGUCCCCGUCAGGGAUGUUGUUUGUACGAAUUGAAGAAGGAGAGAUAUCGUUGUAAUAGAAAUCAAUCAUGGCGAAAACCAUCAGAGAUCUGACAGCACACUGUUAACCAUAAAUGCCAACUUUAUUGAUUAUACACGCAUCAUGCAUUUAUUACACAUUACAAAUUUACAUAUAUGCGCACGCGCGCAUAUGUACAUUUGUGGAUGUGCUCGUAACAUACAUAUAUAUCUUUUUCAUAAUGCAAUGUACAUAUAUAAUAACACAACAUAUUUAUUUGAUAUUUUUUAAUGCCUUUAUAUACUAAUUAUACAUAUAUAAUAUACAUAUAUGUAUAACUCACACAUAUGUUAACACGCAUCAUUAUUCUGAGCUAUAUAUAUUAUUGUUAAUAACUUUCAUCUCGAGAGGAUCCAGCCUCUCUCUAUUUUCUUUUUAUUUCAAUCAGACUACUUAAAUUAUACAACAGUACGUCAAUACAUAUACAUACGUCUUCUAAUUUGUUUAUUUAUUCGGGACAUAUGUACGAUAUAUAUCGUCUCUGUAUUUCUUCAUACUAUAUAAGUCUUUUUCCUAAUGCUGUAUAUAUUCACUCAAGGCAUUGUAUCCUGAUUGUACACCGUUCAGUAUAUGUUCUACAUUUAAGACAGUACCUUGGUUCUACAAUAAAAUUGUUUUUUUUUUGCAGAAAAUAUUUGAAGAAGAAAAAAACAUUUUUCGUUUUUUUGUGCGGACCCACCGCAAAUAUUCUAUAUAUUUUUUUAUUUCGAAGAAACUUUCUUUUUCACUAACUUUCUUUUAUGAAGAAAAACUUCUCUUAAAAGGAAGCGUUCUUUUUCUAUCACAUGCAACUGGGACUCGUUAAUUUGUACUGUUCGCUCUACUUGCCGAGUGACGACAUUAGAACUGUAACCACCAUGCGAUGACAGAGUCUUUGUUAAAUAUUUAUAAUUAAAUGACAAAACAAAAUA
Wasmannia auropunctata (little fire ant) is the source of this 2302-nucleotide messenger RNA. Its product is annotated as cytochrome b561 domain-containing protein 2-like. Gene Ontology annotation, molecular function: transmembrane monodehydroascorbate reductase activity. Lineage: Eukaryota; Metazoa; Arthropoda; Insecta; Hymenoptera; Formicidae. Bases 298 to 1020 code for a protein of 240 amino acids. The record is from RefSeq and is a predicted model, not a curated record. The transcript has 3 exons.